This is a messenger RNA of Psilocybe cubensis, 1173 nucleotides long. RefSeq lists its product as uncharacterized. Gene Ontology annotation, cellular component: vacuolar proton-transporting V-type ATPase, V1 domain. NCBI's taxonomy places the organism in Eukaryota, Fungi, Basidiomycota, Agaricomycetes, Agaricales, Agrocybaceae. Gene Ontology annotation, molecular function: proton-transporting ATPase activity, rotational mechanism. The coding region runs from base 1 to 1173 and encodes 390 amino acids. The transcript is spliced from 9 exons. Gene Ontology annotation, biological process: proton transmembrane transport. The record is from RefSeq and is a predicted model, not a curated record.
AUGCCUUCAGACCAGAGUACCUGGCUUAUAGCUGUUCCUCAGGGACACGACCCACAGGCUACAUAUCAGAAGCUCGCCACUAAAUUAGGGCAACAGGCCAAACUGCCCUCUAGGAAUAUCGGCCAACUCGCCAUCCCCAUAUUCAAGACUGGGACUCUCGAUUCUCUCAUUGCUCUAUCGGAAGAUUUGCCAAAGCAAGAAAGCUUCUUCACAGCGACUGUAGCAAAGAAUGUGGAGACACUGCGCAACCUCUUGAACAACGAUCCAGCAAAACUUGAACAGCAUGUUCUAGUAGACGAACAGAGCGUUGAUACCUAUCUAUUAAAUGGCUGGAAGUGGAAUGAGGAUCGUUAUGAUGUGCAGAAGAGCUUGCGGGAAUUGGUAAACACGUUACACAAGGAAAUGACAUCCAUUGAUAAUGCGAUGAAAGCGAAACUGAACAACUAUAACUUGGUAAAGGGAUCCCUGACUCAAAUGCAACGAAAGAAAGCUGGAAACCUCUCGAUUCGGUCCUUGGCUGACGUAGUUUCCAAAGACGAUUUCAUCCAGGAUUCGGAAUACUUGGAGACCUUGCUCGUUGCUGUACCGAAGUCUCUUACCAAAGACUGGAACGACAAAUACGAAAGAUUGGCAUCAAUGGUCGUUCCUAGAACCUCAACGCUCAUAACCACAGAUGAUGAAUACUCACUGUUUAGUGUCGUGAUUUUCCGUCGAGUUCAUGAUGAAUUUGUACAGAAGUGCCGUGAACAAAAGUUUAUUGUCCGGGAUUUUGUCUAUUCAGAAGAAGAAAUCGCAAAACAGCAACAGGAGCUGGAAAUAGCAGGGACAACCGCGAAGGAACUUUGGACGGAACUCUUGCGAUUAGCACGAACGAACUUUUCUGAGUCUUUGCAGAUUCUUGUUCAUCUUAAAGUCAUUAGACUAUUUGUGGAGAGUGUUCUGCGAUACGGACUACCAGCAGAAUAUAUUGGCUUUGUGGUAAAGCCCGAACCAAAAAACGUUAAGAAAGUUUUCAACAUUCUCCAAACACAAUUUGCAUACCUCAGCUCCAGAUCAAGCGUCGCUCAAGGUGGAAAGAUUGGUGGUGAGGAGUUUAUUGGAGAGUAUCAGACUCUUAUGGAUCAAGAAUUCUUUGAUUUCAUUCUCUAUGAGGUUCCUUGGAUUGUCACUUAG